Molecule: messenger RNA, 2487 nt
Organism: Ceratosolen solmsi marchali
Lineage: Eukaryota; Metazoa; Arthropoda; Insecta; Hymenoptera; Agaonidae
Gene: Mys45A
Product: SDA1 domain containing protein Mys45A
Exons: 10
Coding region: 104-2473 (789 amino acids)
Biological process (GO): ribosomal large subunit biogenesis; ribosomal large subunit export from nucleus
Cellular component (GO): nucleolus
Source: RefSeq, a predicted model, not a curated record
AUUUUUGUAUCAAUAAUUUUCUAUAAUAUAUUAAAUCAUUUAUACUGUAUAAAAAAUCUAUGUAAUAAAGAUAGGAAUUAACGAUUAAAUGUAAAUAUUAACAAUGGUCCGACAUAAUAAUCAAUUGCCUGACAAUCUUCCACAAUUACAGAAUCUAAUCAAGCGAGACCCAGAAUCUUACAAAGAAGAAUUUUUGCAGCAAUAUCAUCAUUAUAAGUCGACUCUAGAAGUAUUCGAUCUUACUCCAGAUAAAUUCAACAAAAGUCUCGAUGAAUUGAUUAUAUUCUUGGCGCAAGUUGCGCAUUGCUAUCCAAAUGACUUGAUGACUUUUCCUCAAGAGCUCAUCGAUAUUCUUAAACGAAAAAAUACUGUCUUGGAUAAUGAAAUGCGAAUGACCUUUUGUCGAGCGUUAAUUCUAUUACGGAAUAAGAACCUGCUCGAGCCGACAGACCUACUUAGCCUAUUCUUUGAAUUGCUCCGAUCCCAAGACAAGGUCCUUCGGCAAUUCUUGCAGACGCAUAUAAUAACGGACAUAAAGAACGUUAACGCAAAACACAAAAAUUCUAAAAUCAAUACUGUGCUGCAAAACUUCAUGUUCACAAUGCUCAAGGACACGAACGCGAGAGCAGCUAAAAUGUCCGUGGACAUUAUGAUAGAAUUGUACAAUAAAAAUGUAUGGAAUGAUGCGAAAACAGUGAAUGUCAUUGCCACGGGUUGCUUUUCAAAAUUUACCAAAGUCAUGGUUGCGAGCUUGAAAUUCUUUUUGGGAACAGAUACGGAGGAGGACAGUGAAGACAGCGAUAGCGACGACGAGCCCAAUAUCAAAGAAAUAAUUAUGGCUAAUAAAGUUAAUAAGAAGACAAAAAAGCGCGAAAAGCAGUUGAAAAAGGCGAAACAAAUUUUUACGAAAUCAAAAAAGAAAAAAUCCAAGGCUCCGCAAUUUAAUUUUUCAGCCCUUCAUUUGAUUCACGAUCCACAGGGCUUGGCUGAGAAGCUUUUCAAGCAAUUAGAAAAAAAUAACGAUCGAUUUGAAGUUAAAGUCAUGACUCUCGACGUAAUUUCAAGACUCGUAGGCUUACACGAUUUAUUUUUAUUCAAUUUCUAUCCUUAUUUGCAACGCUUCCUUCAACCUCACCAAAGAGAAGUUACAAAAUUGUUGCAAUUUGUGGCACAAGCUUCGCACGAAUUGAUUCCACCGGACAUAAUACAACCGGUAUUAAAGACUUUAGUUAAUAAUUUUGUAACCGAACGAAACUCGGCAGAUGUUAUGGCUAUAGGGCUAAAUGCCGUUAGAGAAAUUUGUUCACGAUGUCCGCUUGCAAUGAACGAAGAUCUUUUACAAGACUUGACGCAAUAUAAAAACUAUCGAGAAAGAAGCGUGAUGAUGGCAGCUAGAUCUCUCAUUGGUUUAUUUCGGCAAACAAUGCCUGAUUUAUUACAUAAGAAGGAUAAAGGUCGACCAACUGAAGCUACCGUUGCGUUGGAGCCGUUAAAAUACGGUGAUGUGUUGGUGAAAGAAUUUGUGCCAGGAGCUGAGAUUCUUCUCGAUUCUAAAAACAAUACUUUGGAAAUCGAUAGCGAUAAUAGCGACGAUGAUGACGAAUGGAUUAAUGUUGAACACAGCAGCGAAGAUGAUGAGGAAGAUGAUGAUAACGAUAACUCGGAUGCCGAUACGGUUGAUUGUCAAGAUAACGAUGAAAAUAGUAGCCAAACGGAUAGUGAAAAUGAAUUUCAAACAGAGAGUAAAAAUGAAAAUCAAACGGAUAGUGAAAGUAAAUGUACAGCUAAUGAUGAAAAUACUGUGAACAAGGAGAAUGAAAGUAAAAAAGAAUCUGCAGAAAAAACUAUGAAGAAACAGAGUAAAGAUGAUAGAAAAUCGAUAGAAAAUAAACUUAGCACUAUUAAAAAACCAACGGUUAAGCUCACUAAAUUACAAAAGAAAUUAAAGAAUUCAAAAUUGGAGAGAAAAAAGAGGAAACUGGAAGAGAAAAUGAAAUUACAGGAAAAGCUGAAAGCUCAAAAAAAAAUAGAGUACACAUUAGAGAAAAAAGCAAAAGCGUCACAAGUCUCGUCCGAGCGCUUACUUACAGAUGAAGAUUUUAAGAAAAUCGACAUGACUUUGGUAAAGCAACAUAUUACAUAUCCAAAACGGGGAGUAAAAAGGCCCUUUAACGAUGAGAAGAAUAAAGAUGAAUUAAUUAAAUUGUCCGACAUUGAAAAUAUUUAUAAGAAACGUAAGCAUGAUAAGCAAGCUAGAGUAGAAAGUGUUAAGAAAGGACAAGAGGGUAGAGAAAAAUUUGGUUAUAAAGACGGUCGUCAAAAUCCUUUAUGUAGUAAAACGAAUCGUGAGAGAAAUAAGAAGAAAAACUUCCAAAUGAUAAAGCAUAAAGUUAAACGAAAAAUCAAGAGGUCAUUUAAAGAGAAACAAAUAGCUUUAAGGAAUUAUUUAAUUAAGCAAAAGCGAAUGAAGUAAUAUUUUUUAUUGAU